Molecule: messenger RNA, 5037 nt
Organism: Limulus polyphemus (Atlantic horseshoe crab)
Lineage: Eukaryota; Metazoa; Arthropoda; Merostomata; Xiphosura; Limulidae
Gene: PGAP3
Product: post-GPI attachment to proteins factor 3-like
Exons: 8
Coding region: 207-1190 (327 amino acids)
Biological process (GO): GPI anchor biosynthetic process
Cellular component (GO): endoplasmic reticulum membrane
Molecular function (GO): hydrolase activity, acting on ester bonds
Source: RefSeq, a predicted model, not a curated record
UUUCAGCAUGCAUAAUGUUUGGUAACAUGGUAUUUGUAUUAUUAUGUACUAAAUUAUUCUGAGUUGAGAAAAUUUCUAUAUCUACAUGAAUGGUAGAAUAAUACUGUGAUGACUAAUAAAUAAGAAUGAGCUUGAAAGUUGAAGAAACUGAAAAUAAUGAAGUGUAAGGAAAACCUUUGCAAGAAGCAAGAACAUUGGACAAAAAGAUGCAGCUUUACAACAUGAAGUAUCCUCACACUUGCUGUUUCUAUAAGAUUGCCUUUAUUUUGUGCCUUCUUGCUUAUUCAACUGUAGCUUCAGUAGGUGAUAGAUCUAAGACGUACCAACUCUGUCAACAGCAUUGCUAUACCUCAAACUGCUCAGACUCAAAGUCUCUGGCUCAGUUUAAAGCUAGUCAGCCCUGGUACAUGAGUAUACUUUACUGGCAAUGCUGGGAAGAAUGCCAGUACAAUUGCAUGUGGCAGACUGUGCAUUUAUAUCGGAAAUAUGGACAUCCUAUCCCACAGUUUCAUGGAAAGUGGCCUUUCAUUAGACUUUGGGGUAUCCAGGAGCCUGCAUCAGUAUUUUUUUCUGUUCUGAAUGGGCUCAGCCACCUAAUAAUGUGGAAAAAAUUUAAAUUAAAAGUCCCAAAAGAUGCUCCUUACUAUAGAAUUUGGUCAGUUCAAGCUUUGUUGUCUAUUAAUGCAUGGCUGUGGUCAGCUGUAUUCCAUUCAAGAGAUACACCUUUCACAGAGAAAAUGGACUAUUAUUGUGCCUUUUCUCUCAUACUUUAUGCCUUUUAUUGCCUUUGUACCAGAGUAAUCCAAACACCAUCCAAGAUGGGAUCCUCUGUUAUUGCUGUGCCAUUCCUGUCAUAUUUUUUCUAUCAUAUUUAUCAUCUAAGCUUCGUCCAUUUUGACUAUGGUUACAACAUGAAAGCAAAUAUUAUUGUAGGUGUUUUAAACUCUUGUGGUUGGCUAAUCUGGUGUUAUAAGAACAGGCAUCGUACUUACAUGUGGAAAUGUGCAUUAUCUGUGAUAGUGCUUAAUGGCCUUCUCUUGCUGGAAGUGGCUGAUUUCCCUCCCUGGCAUUUUGUGUUAGAUGCUCAUGCCCUAUGGCAUUUUGGAACCGUCCCCUUACCAUUUCUGUGGUACAGUUUUCUUAUUGAUGAUACUUUAAGUGCUUUAGAAGAAAGAAGAAAAAAUGACUGAGAUCAGUGAAGAAAAAUUCAUAUAGUGUAUGUUUUGUGCCUGUGAGCAAUGUCUUUAUCUUAGUAUAGUUAGUCAUGUAUGCUGGUAGUUUAAAGUUGAUGUUGUGGAAAUUCUAUUACUAGUAUUGUUACAAUAAUUGUGUUUUUCUUACAUAGAAUUUUAUACUUUGUUUACAAGGAAAUUAUAAAUGUCUGGGAAGGUUUAUUUGAGUGCCAUUAGAUGCCUUAGUAGAAAACAUGGUAAUGAAAUCUGUGAUUAUUGAGAAAAUGCCCUUUUUUUUUUUACAUCAAGAGCCAUUAUGGCAAAAAAAAAAAAAACUACAGUGGGGCUUCCUGAAAACAAGGAUUAUAAACUAUUUAGCUCUUAAUAGCCCUGCAGGUUGUUUAUUUAGAUCUUUGAUUAUUGCUAGGUGGAGAACCAGAGAUGGUUGUGCCAAAUAAUUAUAUGAUGUACUCCAUGUACUUGUAGUCUUGAAAAUUUAAAAUAUGAUGACAACUCACUUGGUAGAGUAAAAACUUUAUCAUAGCUAAAAAUAAAUAUUUCAGUAAAGCUCAUCUGGCUGGCAUCAUGUCAUAUGUGAUGAUGUUGGUUAGUUUCUAGUAAUUGUUUUUAAGUAUUUAUUAUUUUAAUAUAAUAUGGGUUUUUAUUAUAAUAUAUUUACUCACUGCUAAAAAAAGAUAUUCAUAAUACUGCAGAGGUACAUAGGAUAGGCAGCAAUAGUAUUACAGUGUUAGGGUUUUCAUUUUGCUUUACUUUGUACAGUGGAUUCCUGUGAUAUUUUGUUGGGAAGAACACUUUAGGUUAUGUAUAUUAGGCCUAUCAAAUUCCUUUUUUAUUAAAAGAAAUAUAUAUAACAUGAAUUAAGAAAGAUCUUAAAUAUAAUUGUGAUGCGUACAUGGACAUAAUAGUAUCCAGACGUUUCUUGAAUUCACCUUUAUUUCACACUAAUAUGAGAUUUUACAAGUAUACCAUGCUGAACAGUUAAUAAUGGACGCUUUAGAUUUUCUGAAGAAGUGAAACAUGAGCCAAAGCAGGAUUUAAACCUAUAGUAUUGAAUACUGGUAGCUUAGCUGUUAAAAGUACCUUUCUAUUAAGCAGUUGCUGGUACAAAGCCUGCCUGGUCUUAACUUUCAGUUCUUCAGAAAAAUAUAGUUUUACAGUAUGGUGUUCUACAUGCACAUGUAUUCAUAUUUACUCUUUCAUGAAAUUUUAGGAACUGAACACUAAAAGGUUUUAUUUAUUUUGCUUAUAACUCAAGCCAUAGGCACUUUCCAGUUUAAGGUGGUGGCAAAAGCAGAUUAGGGAUUAUGUUCUUUUGGAGAGUUUGUUUUAGCAGUGCUUACUGUCUUGUCUCAUUUAGAAUCUUUAGUGAAAAUCUCAUGGAAAACUUAAAAGCUGUUGAGAAUAACAUCAAUGAAAAUUAAGUGACAUGAGAUUUCAAAUUGGUAAAUAUUAAAUUUUUUGAAUUUACGUUUUCAAAGUAUAUUGAGUGCAUGAAAAUGUAGAAGACUUAAAACCUUAUAAUUACUCGGGAGAAAAUUAUAUUGAUUAUGACUUGUACUUCUUGUUUCAUAUAUAUUUUGUCACUGAUUUUGCAUUACUUGUAUUACAGAAUCUGUGUGUGCUGUAUACUAAGAUUCUCUGUGUAUAUUUGUGAUACCUAAACAGAAUUAAACUGGUAUGUGGGACAAACCCUCAUUUGUUUGAAGAAAUAUAUAUAUGUUCAGUUCAUAAUCCAAUAAUUAAACAAUUCAUUAGUAAUAGAACUGGUAAAGUGAAAAUAGAAUGCUGUGAGAAAGAAAUAAAAUAAUUAAGGAUAUGCCAAUUUAUUCUUUAUUUCCCAUAAAACCAGUUAAUUGGAACCUGAUGUUUAUAAUUAGUCAGUUAUUAAUAACUACAAAAGUAGCAAAUUUUGGUUUUACAGUUAUCAACACUUGAGAAGGCACUAACAAACCUAAAGUAUUCUUAUUUCUGCAGAUAAUUGUAGUUUCUGGUUAUUUACUUCAAACUUCUGUAAAAAAGUGAACAGUUUCUGAAAUUAUUUAAAAGUAUUUAUAAAUCUGCUUGAGUUUAUUUUUUAAACAUUCAUAAAACUUUAAAACCAAGUUUUGAUUGAGGCCUCCCUAUCUCCAGAGGAGCUAUAGAUGUUAAUAGAAUAUAUAACAUAGCAGUUAAUACCUGCUGAUAGUUUGUAAUCAGUACUUUUUCAGCAAUUAUAAAUAUAUUUCUUUUAUUGUUUCUUAAUCAUGAUAAACAACAUUUUAGAUGUAAAACGUUGUAUUUCAGUUUUUAAUAUAAAGAGUAAACUACAUUAAUAUUAGGCUUAACUUUAAAUAUGUAAAAAUUAAUUAUGGACAAAUGAGGUUUGUUAUUUAUGCUUAAUAUGGGACAUUCACCGUAAAAACUUGUUACAAUUCAUGAACAGGGCACUGUGCAGUUCAUGCUACUUUUACUGCAAAAUGUAGCAAAGGGAAAUAUUGUUGCAUUUAGGUUUACUCAUUCUAUUGAUUGUGCUGAAAAGACUGAACACAAUCACUUUUCUAUUAAGGUAUUGGUUACACCUAUAUUUCAUGUCAAAUCACUAAUCCUUCAGGUCUAAGACUGAGGGAAUUUAUAGUCUAGUAGAAGCAAACACAAGUGGGUUGUCAUGUUUAGCUCUAUUGUACGAUUUAUUUUUUUUUCAAAGAUAGUUCAUGGAAGAAUACAAAAAAUAACUGGCUUAUUUUAUUAUCAACAAAUCCCUAAAAACAAUUCCAAAUUUUGUACACCGAGGUGUUUAUAAAUGUCUCUGGUUCUGUUUCUACAAUAAUUUAACCUUUUGAUGUGAAGGAAUUUACUGAGAAGUUAUCUGUAUGGUGUAUUAACUACCGAUGUCUUCCACUUGUGUCACAUCAUUAAGUUGCAAGUCUACCACAUAUAAAACAUUUUAAGUUUGAGCAAACUUUUGAAUAAAAACUUGAAAACUAUGGUUGCUUAUACAAGACGUAGCGACUGAAUAUUGGUAUGUUUUAUACAUAAGCUGGUAACCUCAGAUACGAGUUGCACCAGUAUUAAAGUUUACUCUGUAUAUAAUACUUGAUAUUUCAAGUAUAUUCCAUUUUCAUACGACUCAAGACAAAUGUUGGCUUUAUAAACAUUUGUAACUGUUUUCUAGAAAAAAAAGCUGCUUUUUAUUAGGAACUUGAAAAAUGAAAUUAUGACUGGUGGUGGUGCAAAGAAACAAAAUGUGUAAAACUUGAAAUUUUCUGAAUUUUAAUAAUUAGACAAAAUUAACUGUCAAUAGUAAAUUCCUAUCACAAUAUGAUAUCUGGUAACUGUUCUCUGUGCACAUAAUUACUAGUUUGAAAGUCUUUAAAGUAAGAGCUGUUAUGGAAUAUAAAUCAAAAUCACACAUUGAGUUAUCAAUUUUAGGUGUUAAAAGAAAAGUAACUUUUAAUAUAAAAAUGUGGUAACAAGUAUUCCUCACUGAACUAAGCAUCAGUACUCAAGGAUUUUGUUGAAAGUGGUCCAAUGGUUUUUUUUUUAUUUUCCAAAUGUGGAGUAAUUUAUGUGCAAUAAUGUUAUUUUAAAUGAUCAUGUAAAAUACUGGUACAUAUCUAUGCAAAAUAUUAAGAUAUAUUUAAAAUGAUUGUUAAAGUUCAAAGUUGUCAAGCGGUAUAGUUUUGUGUGCAUCUAAUGUAUUAAUAGAUAAAUGAAGUUUAGAGUUUGGCUAUUAAGCUUUGUUUUUAAUAGUCUAAGUUGGUGGACAGCUGUAGUAGUUAUGUAGUUACUGCAUUACAAUUGUAAUUAAUGUAUAGUGCAAAUGCUACACUAUGAAAUAAUCAUAAAUAAAAGUUUCUAAAGUGUA